Ostrea edulis (European flat oyster) is the source of this 1590-nucleotide messenger RNA. Its product is annotated as mitotic checkpoint protein BUB3-like. The record is from RefSeq and is a predicted model, not a curated record. Gene Ontology annotation, biological process: mitotic spindle assembly checkpoint signaling. Gene Ontology annotation, cellular component: bub1-bub3 complex; kinetochore; mitotic checkpoint complex. The transcript is spliced from 7 exons. NCBI's taxonomy places the organism in Eukaryota, Metazoa, Mollusca, Bivalvia, Ostreida, Ostreidae. Gene Ontology annotation, molecular function: ubiquitin binding. Bases 118 to 1128 code for a protein of 336 amino acids.
UUGCACGUUACACCUUAGAGAACUGUUCCUUUUAAUAAAGAAAGUCACAAAAUAGAUACAAAAUGAGUGUACCUUAUUCAUUACUGUUACCGAGCUUUCGUCAGUGAAAAUCUCGAAAUGGCGUGUUUCACUGCGCAUGUUGACGCCAUGGCAGAAACACCUAAUGAGUUCAAGUUAAAAAAUGCCCCUGAAGAUGGGAUCUCUGCCGUCAAGUUUGGGACAACCAAUCAAUUUCUUCUGGCAUCCUCUUGGGACCAAACAGUGAGGUUGUAUGAUGUCAUCGCUAACAGCAUGAGAAUCCAGUACAGUCACUCAGAACCAGUCCUAGACUGCUGUUUUUAUGACGCUGUACACUCAUACAGCGGGGGACUGGACUGCACACUGAAAAUGUUUGAUUUCAACACCAGCACAGAGCAGAAUGUAGGUCAACAUGAUGAUCCGAUCCGCUGUGUGGAAUAUUGCCCAGAAGUCAAUGUUAUUGUAACGGGAAGCUGGGACUCGACAGUCAAACUCUGGGACCCCAGGGCACCUUGUGCUGCAGGGUCCUUCAGCCAGCCGGACAAGGUGUACACAAUGUCAGUGUGUGGGGACAGAUUAGUGGUUGGCACCGCUGGGCGAAGGAUUCUGGUAUGGGACCUGAGAAACAUGGGAUACGUCCAGCAGCGAAGAGAGUCCAGCCUCAAGUAUCAGACUCGCUGUAUCCGCUGCUUCCCAAACAAACAGGGAUACGUUCUCAGCUCAAUAGAAGGGCGGGUUGCAGUGGAGUACCUAGACCCCAGUCCUGAGGUUCAGAAAAGGAAAUACGCAUUCAAAUGUCACAGAAUAAAGGAGAACGGCGUGGAAAAGAUUUAUCCUGUGAAUGCCAUCGCUUUCCACACUCACCACAACACAUUUGCAUCAGGAGGUUCAGACGGGUUUGUCAAUAUAUGGGAUGGAUUCAACAAAAAGAGACUCUGUCAGUUUCACAGGUACCCCACGGGAAUAGCAUCCCUGGCUUUCAGCCCUGAUGGUUCCGUUCUAGCCAUUGCUUCAUCAUAUAUGUAUGAAAACAAUGAGCCCGUCGAGCCCACGGAAGACGUGAUCUACAUCAGGAAUGUCAGUGACCAGGAAACCAAGCCAAAGUCGUGAAAGCCAGCGUACGCCAUGGAAUGUGUUCAGAAGUUUGGCCGUUGGGGCUGUUUCAUUGUAUGUGUUGUUAUAGAGGAGUCUCCCCCACUACCACCCCCUUUUCGUGUCAUCAACAGUGCAUUGUCCUCUGUUAUGUGUAGUAUAGACAGGGGGUGUUUAACUGUUCUCCUCUAAAUUUUAACUUAGAUGCUGGUUUACGAUUUGUACAAUUCAAUUCUCCAUGUACAUGUUGUUUUGUCUAACACUGUUUCGAUUUCUGUGUGACAUUUUCAUAGAUUUUUCAUUGUUUAUUUCAGAAGCCAUUUCUAUUUCAAGUGUACAUAUUUUUGGAUAUCAAAUGCAUGGAACAUGUUGGAAGUUAGUGGAGAAAUUGAUGAAAAGUUUUUAUUUCAAUAUACAGUGAAUAUGAAUUGUCAGUACAGAUUUAAUCCUAUAUGUAAAUAUUAAAAAAAUCUUCAUCUA